UAAGGAAGGCAAAGUGGGUGUUGAUUAAGGAAGUAGCUCAGCCCUCUGACUCAGCCCUCUGCUGUACAGCUAAGUGGGUGCUAUAUCACUACCGGCCAAUAACCUUGCUGGGGUAACAUAUACCAACAGCAGAUAGCGCAUGGACAGCAAGCUGUCUGUUGACCGAGAUGGUCAAAAUACACAGACGAUUCUGCCACCUGUGUCCUUCCCUCUGAUUCCUGCACAGUGCGCGUGUGACACAUUUCCACCAUUUUUCGAAGACAGCUACUGUGAUUCCUACGAUAUCAAUUGCAAGAGCUAUGGAGUACGGUGUGAAGGUGACAUAAUCGACGGCUUUAAAGUGGAUGGACUGGAUUUGGACCCAUGUGACAGUCCUCCAUCCGUCACCUUACAGAUAGUGUUCAAGGGGACACCUUUCACUGUGGUUGUGAGUGGAAACACAACAUCAGAGCUGUUGGGCUCCGCCACACUGACUGCAACUGUCUGGUACUAUGACUACUCCAUGGACAUGCAGGUGGAUUUCACAAGUGACGGUAUCAACCGGGAUCAUACUGGACCUACCCUCCUGUGAACCCUCAUCUGCUCCAACCACCACUGUCACUCUUCCACCUCCCCCAGCCACUACCUGUGAGGCCAUGGAGUCCAUCAAGACAGACGUAGCUCAGAACUACUUGGUCAGGUGCUAUUUCCCCCAGGACGACUGCUGGACCCUCACCUGUGAAAGUAUAGACUUCACCUUCAGCCUUCUCCCCU
Messenger RNA from Geodia barretti, 753 nucleotides. Lineage: Eukaryota; Metazoa; Porifera; Demospongiae; Tetractinellida; Geodiidae. The record is from the annotation of a GenBank genome assembly.